CUCUAGGGUUCUUUUUUGCUUGCAAAUUUUGUUUAGUGUUUCCAUUUUGAAAAUUGGUCCGAACAUUAAUCAAUUUUACUUCCCAAAUUGCGCGCUCUCUCUCUCUCUCUGCGAUCGCCACUUUCAAAGAGAACACGUUGAAGAGCACACACUUUGCAGAAUGAAAAAGGCUGACACAAGAAUGAUAACGUUUUUAGUGCUGUUGUUAUUGGUUGGUUCCACCUGUCUAGACUAAGGUAGCAGGCAGGCUGUGGGAUUUCAUGGCAGGCAGUGGCCUGCCAUCUUUGGGUCGUGUGAAGCUCUCGGAUUUAGUUCCUUCAGAAGGGUUACCAUCUGAUUCCUAUAAAAUAUCUGUUUCAAUUUUGUGGGAAUCACUGGCUCAGUUUUCAGCUGUCAUCAUCCAGUUUCCAGCUAGUGAUGGGGCUCUUUUAAGAUCUGGUUUAGAAUCUGCUCGCCUGUAUUUCCAUCAAAAAGAAACAUAUCCUACUGCAGAUAUAAUCCAUACUAGUGAGUCUCGUGAGUGGUGCAAAACAUCUGGUUAUUAUGCUGAUUCUCAUUUGUGGCAAGAAACCUAUGAUUAUAGACCAGGAUUGACUCCUUCAGAACCUAAUAAUUCAAUUGAGUUCCCUCCGGCAGGUUUGCUAGAUAUAUUUGCUUUAUUUGGAAAAGCAGCAAGGGAUAUUUUGGAUGCAAUUAGCUACCACUUGAAUUUGCGCAGCUCUCCAUUUUCAGAAAUACUGGAUAAUGUUCCCCUGAGAAAUAGGGAAAUUUCAUCUUCAGUAUUGUCUGUUUGCUGUCAUGCAAGGCCAUCAUUUCAGGGAACUCAACAUCAUAAUAUAACUACUCAAGGGGAUGGACAAUUGAUGAUGUAUCCUGACCAUGAUCACCAAGUCGAUAAAAGCUUGCUAUCACUUGUUAAGUCUGACAGGGCAGGUUUACAUGUCAGAGACUUUCAAGGUCGGUGGAUUCUUGUGGAUGGAGAUCUGGGGCCUCAAGAGGCUGUUGUCUAUCCUGGGCUUGCUCUCUAUCAAGCGACUGCAGGAUAUGUAAACCCUGCAUUGCACAAAACUGAGAUUAAUAUGGAGGCUAAUAUGUAUGGACGAUGUUCUUUAUCCUUCAAACUUUUUCCUAAAUCAAUGACCAGUCUUGAUUGUUCAGAAAUGAGAGCGGCAGGUUAUGGAAUUGAAGCUCAGUUCCAGCUUCCUGUUGCAGUGGAUGAUUUUAUGCAAAGAUCUCAUCCAACUGACCAUCUCUUUAAUAGGCCUGGCUUCCAGUGCUUCAAUUUCCAACCAACACAUGAUGGAUCUAUGAAGACUUUGAUCCGGAGAAGGAAGCAAAAUCCUAAAAGCAAACCUUUGCCACCUUCCAAGAGGCUAAGGCUUGAGGCGCAGAGAGUUUUGAAAGAAAGGGUCCAGGACAUUGCAGAUAAGAAAGGCAUCAAGCUGCGGUUCUGUAAUCUCAAGGAAUGUGAAAGUCACAUUCACACCCUAGAUAGCCCAUGUGCUAAUAUACGAAUGGAGAUAGGUUGGCCACCUGGUGUUCCAUUUGUCCAUCCCCAUGAUUUACCAAAUAAGGCAAAGCUGGGUUUUCUUGAAGCAUAUGAACCUGGUUGGACAGAAGCUCAUCAGAACUCGGACAGGAAUCAGUCCCCUUGAUAUCCAACACAUGGGCAACAUAUGAUCAGGUUGUGAGGGUCUUGUGAAGAUAAAGGAUAUAGUUCUCAGGGGCCUCUUAACCUAUAUUUGUGGUUAGGUUUAGACUUUUGUGGCUGAUCUUUAUGUAUGGAUUUGAAGCAGAUUAAAGAAAGAAACGUGCUGCAAUGAAUUCCGUAGAUGCGUUGUUACAGAUUUCUUAGAAGCUCUUAGGGUUAUGAGACGCCAAUCCAAUCAAAAUUAAGGGUAUACUCAGUUCUGAAGCUGAUGGAGGUCGUUUUGUCCCGUAUCAGUCAUAUAUAAAAUGGAGAGAAAAAGGUUUACAAAUCAAUAGAAUAACUAUGAGCUUCUCUUACUCGGUUUUCCUGCACGACUCAUCUAAGGCCAUUUGACAAAUGUUCUGCAACUAAUUGUAACCUUUUGUGCUUGAGUUAUGUCAAGCUGCAAGAAAAUUCAGUGUGUGAACACACAGCUUUAUGUAGUGAGAUAGCGUUGAAGCAUUGCAACCUUUCUUUU
This is a messenger RNA of Abrus precatorius (Indian licorice), 2168 nucleotides long. RefSeq lists its product as uncharacterized. Bases 261 to 1655 code for a protein of 464 amino acids. The transcript is spliced from 4 exons. The record is from RefSeq and is a predicted model, not a curated record. NCBI's taxonomy places the organism in Eukaryota, Viridiplantae, Streptophyta, Magnoliopsida, Fabales, Fabaceae.